Molecule: messenger RNA, 2770 nt
Organism: Arabidopsis arenosa
Lineage: Eukaryota; Viridiplantae; Streptophyta; Magnoliopsida; Brassicales; Brassicaceae
Source: the annotation of a GenBank genome assembly
GUCCGGAACCACAUUUUUACGCUUCUAAUCUCUACUCUCUAAACAUAUACUCAAAACUAAUCUCCAUUUUUGUUUCUCUUUUUUGAGUCUUUUCUAUAGUCUACUUGUAUCAGCUACUUAACCUUUUGUGCGCAUGCUUCUCUCUUUCUUCUGUAACAAUCUCUCUCGAGCCCCUUUCACCGGUUUCGUUAUGACGGGAGAGUUACAGGAAACGACGGCGCCGUGUGCGGCUAUAACUGAGAAACGACCAAAUCGACUUGGUGGUUGUGUCGGUGUUUUCUUCCAGCUCUUUGAUUGGAACCGACGCUUUGCUAAAAAGAAACUCUUUUCUCGCAAAUCACUUCUUCCUGGGAAACAAGUGUCGAAGAGGUUUGGAGGGAAUGAGAAGAUGUUAAAGUCAAAGCUUAAUCUGAUUGAUGAUGAGAACAGAGGAAGUUUUCCUAAUAGAGGUGAAGUUGGAGAGCUUAAGAAGCAUGAAAUGAGAUCUCCUAGUUUAGUAGCACGUUUAAUGGGACUUGAAUCAAUGCCAUCUAGUCAUAGAGACAAAGGGAAGAAUAAGAAGAAGAAACCGUUGUUUUCGCAGAUUCAGGAUACCGAUAAAUGUGACUUGUUUGAUGUGGAAGAAGAAGAAGAUAGUGGUUUUGAUAAGUUAAGGCCACAGAAGAUGCAGAGAACAACGGGAGUGUGUGAUAGGCGUGUUGCGGUGAAGAAGUUUGGCUCUGAUGCGUUGCAGAUUAAGAAUGUUUUGACUAGAGUAAGGAAACAUCAUCAGUAUAAUAGUCAUCAUCAGCAUCAGAAACUAGCUUCUCCUGUUAGAAGUCCGAGGUUGAAUAGAAAAAGUUCUAGGUUGAUUGAUGCUGCUGCUAGGAUUCUUGAACCGGGGAAGAGAAAUGCGAAAUGCGCUAUUGCUUAUCCUGGUUCUUCGGGGUUUAGAAGGUUUGAAAAUGCUGGGAAAGAACCGGUUGAAGUUGUUGUUUCACCGGAGUUUCAAUGUGGUUAUAAUAGUAGUGUUGCUUCUUGUAAAGCUUGUGGUAGCUUGGUUGAUGUUAAUGGUUCGAGUCCGGUAGUUGAAGAAACUGGAAAGAACGUGGCGUGUGUUUCUGAAUCAACGCCUUUUCAACGGAGUAAAAGAAAUGUGUUUUGGAGAAAUGAAGACAGUACAGAUCAAGUGGUGAGGAAAGCUCUACACCGUGCUCGAUAUGACUUCAAUGGGAAGCAUGGAAAGGAUGAAAUGUCGCUGCCGGGUUUUAGAAACAGAGAUUAUCAUAAUAAGGUGUUGCAUAGGGAGGAAAGGUUUACUCCGGAAGCUCGAUCUUUCGCCUUACCGAGUAAAAGAGGUUGUUCUUCACCUGCUAAUGCUAUCAACUGUAAAGAGAAGGACUUUAUAGCUAUGAAUAGAGGUUCAACUAGUAGGAAUCAUCACUUGAAGUCCCCGGUUAAAUUUGAAAACUCUGAUUUGAAUCUGCAGAGAAAAUCUCAGACUAGAGUUGAGGAGUCUAGUAGUAGAUCAGUAUUAAGCACGCCUGGACGGAAGAGGAGGCUAGCUUGUGAUAGUGGUCACGGACGAGGAAGUAGCUUUACGAGUCCAGUGUCAAAAAGGUUAGAUGGUGAAUGCUCUUGCGCUGUUAGUAAUGGCCCCAGCGGUAGCAAUGAAACUGCAUUUCCAUCACUGAAACUUGGUUCACUUCACAGAAAUAAUAGCCAAUGCUGUAGAGAAACUAAAGAGAGAAAAGGAGUUCAACGUGUUCCAAGACCAUCCUUUACGAAAAGGCCACCGCUUGAUGUAGGUACUCUCGGGUUGAUUCAGCAAAAGUUGAAAGAAUUAGCUUCUCAAGAAGAAGAUGAGGUUAUAGGAGGAAGUGCUUUUCCCAAUAAAUCAGCAUCUUUGAUUCUUCAUGAAUUGCUAUCUUCUUUAGCUUUGGAGCAGCGUUAUAAUCGAGAUAUCGAUAUGCCUUACGCAGAAACAGCUUAUCGGAGGAAAGGCAAAACAGAGUUGUGGAGCUCCGUUGGAAAUGCUAACAGUGAGUACACUAGCCCCGGUUCUGUACUCGAUGCAUCUUUCUCCAAUGAGAGUUGUUUUUCAAAUAGCUUUGACAAUGUCUCAGUUCCAGGCCAAAUGAGACUACCUCUAGAGCCUAUAGAACCCGAUUGGACCAUUCUCGAAGAUUCCGCGACUUCAUUCACGAAUUCAACAAGUGGUGGUAAUUAUCAAGCGAUCGCGAGUCUUGUUAGCCAUGUCUCUAACGUCCUGCGAUGUUUAAGCAACACAGGUCUCAUAUUAACGCAGCAGAGAUUCACAAUUGCUAGAGAAGUCAUUAUCCACACCGAGCUAUUAGUUGGUACCACUAAUACACAAGAGAACUACCUCAUCAGACCAGAACUCUUCGACGAACUAAUGAUCUACGCAGCUCGUUCUGAUAAUCUAGUCAACCUCCCUGGACUAACCGGUGGGUUCCUCGUAGAUGCCAUGAUUGAACACUUGGAAGAAAGAAACAUUUCCUGCGGACUAAAUCCUUUGAGUGCUAAACCUGACGAGUUGAUUCGAGGAGUUCUUGAAGAAGUUCCAAAGUGGACUCGGAUUAAUAUGGAUGAGGUUAUCGGUAUCGAAAUGGAGAAAUGGCUUGAUCCUGAAACUCAUCUAUUUGGAAUAGGAUCAGAGAUUGCAUACGAGAUCCUUCGGUGUUUGGUUAGCGAGUUAACAACCGAUCUUGGGAAAUCCUUACCAGUGAAAACUAAUCUCUUUUAGAACUAAUCAAUGUCACCAUUUCUU